UUUAACAAAACAUCGUAGUGCUAUGAGUACAAGUGCACUACUGUUCGUUAAGGCAAAGAACUUUUCUAAAUUAUGCGUGAUACAUUUCUGAAGUGUGAUAAAUGGUGCUCAUGAUUCUGAUUUGUUUUGUACUGGGAUCUGAACUGACAGAGCAAACGGUUGUCCCUGACUCCCGUGGAGAUGAUUUCUUUUUCGGUUGUAAUAAUAUUUGAACAAUUAUGUGCAACUCUUGGUACUUUUAUGGCAUCAUUCUUCGAUCUCCACGCCCACUGUGCUUCGAGGCGAUUUCUGCGUACUUGCCUCCCAUGCAAUUCAAAAUGUCCGCCCACAGAUCCGUCUCGUCGUCAUCCUCCGUCACAGGGGCACCUGCAUAACGCAACAAAAAAUCAGAAGACGUGGAUGCAAUGUACCAAACACCCUUUUGGAUCUCUCGCUCUAGUUGGCCCGACACCCAAGCGGCAUGCCCCUUGAUGAAAAGCGCAUUUCGUGGAUCGAAUCGAGAUAUUCGGACUUCGGACAUGAGCUCUUCCGAUCCUCCAAUGUACACUCCAGGUGCCAAUUUUUUUGAACCCUCUACAUGGCCAAAGCCAUGAAGGACGGCAAAUUCCUCCGUCAAAACGGGACCGCCAUACGUGACAGGAGAUGAAGUGAAUGCGAGCUUCAGCGACAAAUCGAGGUUUGUUUGCUGUUCGGAAGCUAUUUUCAAAAGGUUUCCAUCGAGUGGCCUGCAUUGGUAGGGAGGCAGUCAAAAAGAAAAGAGAAUUAACAAUACGAGUACGUGAGCAGUCGGUGCGAGAUUAGAUUUGAAUGCACAUUCAUCUGACACCGCCAACGCAUUGAUCGAGAACAGAUUAAAAUUGAUUCGACGUACCGAUUGAUUACAACACCAGUCGUUCCGGUUUUCUCGUGAUGAUCUACGACCAAGACGACUGUUUGACAAAAGACUCCUCCAAGCUUUUCAUUCGCAAUCAAGACACACCCUGGUUCGAUAUGGUCGAUUUCAUGCGCCCAUCGAUGCUUGUCAACGGGGGUGUACUUUUUUGGCUUGAUAUGAAUCGGAAGUUCAUCGGCCGACAAGAAUGGAUCCUGGGAGGUAAGCUCGGAUUGUGGAAUGCCUCGGCCGAUCGAAUCUCCUCUGUAGAUGUUUUCGUUCGAUGAUUUCGUUGAUUCCUUUUGAUUUCCAGAUUUGAAUAUGGAAGAAAUUGCGGCACCAAACAGCUCCCCGAGCUGCCCUUGUUUUUCAAGUUCAUCGUGUUGUUUGGAAGACGAUGGUGGUGUCGACGAAGAUGAAGCCUGGGGGUCUUCGUUCUCGGAAUCGGUUGAAUGUGAAGACGGAGGUGUCGGCGUUUGGUUUUCGAUGUUGUUCGUCUCGGAUGGCUUGGAUGCUUUUUCUCGAGCAACCAAUUUGGCACGGAAUAGGCGCCAGUCGUCGCCCAUGGAUUCUUCUAGCAAACGUUCUGUUCGAGCCCGAUCGGAGUUCUUGAUCUGUAACGCAGUGCUACCAUGUAUUCGUGUUUCUGUCUUCGGAGGUACAAACCCCAUGGCAGAGGACAAGAUCGCAAAUGCGACGAUUGCUCUGGGAAGUGAUGUCAUCGUCGUUCUUUUGUUUCAAUACUUUCUACCGAAGCUCGAUUGUAGGGAAAAAGUAAUUAUAUUGAUAGUUGAGUAGCAAUACCUUUAGCGAUAAAGAGAAAGGAGAUUUAUGUCGGCAGGGAUCUUCCUCCUUUUCUCUUCUUCUUCUUCUUCUUGGCAUGGACCAUCGAGGUUUGGAUUCUGAUUUUCAAAGGUUCGUAGUCGAAAGCAGAACAUCGACAUCAACCCGCAAUGCGGAAAGACUUUUCGUUCUCUGAAUCCGUUCAUCUGCUCACUCGAAAUUCUUUGUUCUUUCGCAAACGUAUUUUCCAACCAGAUGUCAAAUAAAUGAGACGCCUGACG
This is a messenger RNA of Pseudo-nitzschia multistriata, 1935 nucleotides long. NCBI's taxonomy places the organism in Eukaryota, Bacillariophyta, Bacillariophyceae, Bacillariales, Bacillariaceae. The record is from the annotation of a GenBank genome assembly.